ACCUCACUUUCCCAAAACUCCCACAUCCCCCCAUUUAUUGCUCUCCAUCAUUUCGCAAUCAAUUUCCUUUUAUUGCUCUCUCUCUCUCUCUCUCUCUCUCUCUCUCUCUCUCUCUCUCUCUCUCUCUCUCUCUCUCUCUCUCUGGUAUCAUGUGUCCAACACCAACAACUGAUAUUUCAUCGCCAUGAGAAUAGUCUGCAUGCAGCAACCAUGGACGAACUGCCGGGCUCGUUGGGCACCAGUGCCAGCUUGGCUCUGCGUUUCGGCCAGACCAUAUUCUCCACCGCUUCUCUUCUCUUUAUGUGCUUGGACGUUGAGUUCUACAGCUACACAGCUUUCUGUUAUUUGGUGACAGUAAUGGGUUUGGUAGUUCCAUGGGGCAUGACUUUAGUGAUAGUGGAUGCCUACUCUGUUUUUGUAAGAUGCUUACCUCGUCAACCAAGAAUUAUUGUAAUCCUCAUAGCAGGAGACUUGGCUUUAUCUUAUCUCUCACUAGCUGCAGCCUGUUCUACGGCUAGCACCACAAUGCUCCUACAUGAUGCUGGUCGAUCCUACUGCCCUGCAAAGUUAUGCACUAGAUAUCAGUUGUCUGCUGCAAUGGCUUUUCUUUCUUGGUUUCUCUCUAUGGGCUCUUGUCUAUUCAAUCUUUGGCUUCUUCCUUCUUUAUAGUGCUGGCUGUGAGUCAUAUCCAGCAAAUGAACUCUGCAAAUUAAAGAAUCAUAACUGAAAUUUUGGAAGAUACAAAUGGAUUUUUGUUAGAAAAUGGAAGCAAUGUACAUUCGCAGGGUUUCUCUAUUGAAAAUUGUACCUUAAACAGAGAAAAUGUGAAAAGUCCUCUCUUUUUUCCGACUUGUAAUUUGUAAAUAUACAAUAAUGAACUUGAAAUCC
This is a messenger RNA of Argentina anserina (silverweed cinquefoil), 888 nucleotides long. Its product is annotated as CASP-like protein ARALYDRAFT_485429. Lineage: Eukaryota; Viridiplantae; Streptophyta; Magnoliopsida; Rosales; Rosaceae. The transcript has 3 exons. Gene Ontology annotation, cellular component: membrane. Bases 211 to 669 code for a protein of 152 amino acids. The record is from RefSeq and is a predicted model, not a curated record.